Messenger RNA from Spodoptera exigua (beet armyworm), 375 nucleotides. Lineage: Eukaryota; Metazoa; Arthropoda; Insecta; Lepidoptera; Noctuidae. The record is from the annotation of a GenBank genome assembly.
AUGGUUGGCAAACGAGCAGACGGAUCACCUGAUGGAAAGCGAUCGGCGCCGCCCAUGGACAUCCGCAACACCAGAGGAGUCACAGGGAGAGACUUUGAAGGAAUCGAUUCUUAUAGACUACCAAGUAGGAAAGAAUCCAGUCCAGCAAACGACCUACUUUAUAUGAUCUUCAACUGCACUGAUCAUGAAACAAGGCUCAAGAACUUCUACAAUUGGUUAGACUACUACCACUCCGAGUUGGACAAAUCCUUGUCGAACUAUGGUCUGAAAGCCAACUACGUUUACCCUAGAGACCAGUUAGAUGCCGAUUUGAAGAGAUAUGGUAAACUGCAAUUUCGUUGCUCCAUACUUUUAUGCAAUGUCCUGUCUGCGUAA